AUGGUUCUCGAGCUUCAUAUAUGGGGGCCCGCCUUCGGCCUCCCCUCGAUUGAUCCCCACUGCUUAGCAGCAAUCGCAUAUCUCCAGCAGGCUGUGCCUAGGGGGAAGUGGCAGUUGAUUGCUACCAGUGAUCCAGCUCUCAGCCCAACGAAUGAGCUUCCCGCACUGCGAAAUGGCGAUAUUUGGAUUGGAGGCUUCAGGAAUAUCUUCCAUUACGUCGCGCAGUUCUCAUCCGGAGAAUGGGUUCUGGAUGCCGGACAUCCAGACCAGCAGGGCGCGGAUUGUAUUGCGUUCUCAUCCUUCGUAGAAGCACACGGACAACCUCUUAUCGAUCUCUCCCUAUAUGUAUCGUCCCAAAACUACACAUCAACAACACGCCCCUUGUAUAAUACAAUUCAACCUUUUCCUCUACCAUACCUUACACCACCCUCUGUUCGUGCAACAGCCAAGCAAAGAACAGCUCAUCUGGGGCUGUCAUCAUUGGAUGUUGAUACCGAGGACGCAGACGCAGCUCAGGAGAAGUCUAUCAUCCCAGAGAGUCUGCGGAAGUCGAAAAACACAGUAUCAAGUCUACUUGCUGCGAAUCCGGAAAGCAAUGCACAAAUCAGGCUAGACGCUUUAGCUACAAAUUACUUCGAACCCCUGCAGAAGAUAAAGGGCAAAAAGCCGUAUCUUGUGUCUGAUUCGCAGUUCUCGAGUUUAGAUUGUCUGGCAUUGGGAUACCUGUCUUUGAUGCUCAUCCCAUCAUUACCACAGCCAUGGCUCUCAAAAACAAUGCGGAAGAAAUUCCCGGAUUUAUGUGCCUGGACGGAGGAUAUGAUAGAUGAUGUUUUUGGUGGCCCUGUAAAAGCCGAGGACGCCUUGCUACCAAAUGGUGGGGACUCUACGAGUGCUGAACAGAAAGCCUACUUACCUUGGACGGCUCCGAACAAUGGCGGCGCGGUUGGAGUAGGAAGCGUAUUCCUAUCUAGCAUAGCCGACUCAAUACCCAUCGUUGGACAGCUGCGGAGAAAUACGCGAAUGAGGUUACACGGAGGCAAGACUCUCGAUGAUGAGCUACAUAGUUCAUCGUGGCAUGGUAUUGCAGCUAUUGGCAGCAUUGUUGCUGGCUUGGGGCUAGCUGUGGGAUACAUGUUUCAGCAGGGACUGAUACCUUUGCCAUUAGGCGAGGAACCUGUGAAGGAGAGAAAUGCUAGCUUGGAUACGUUUGGUGAUGCGGGAGCCGCGCUGUCGGUAUUUGCGAUCCAGCUGGAUGCCGAAGCACAACGACAGAGGAUGGGGGAGAGCCACGGUGCUCCAGUAGCGGAGGUGGCCGUCGAGGCUGGACCCGGAGGAGUUACUGUUACUGAUAAUGUAGCUUGA
Molecule: messenger RNA, 1362 nt
Organism: Lachnellula hyalina
Lineage: Eukaryota; Fungi; Ascomycota; Leotiomycetes; Helotiales; Lachnaceae
Product: Metaxin-like protein
Exons: 3
Coding region: 1-1362 (453 amino acids)
Biological process (GO): mitochondrion organization
Cellular component (GO): SAM complex
Source: RefSeq, a predicted model, not a curated record